This is a messenger RNA of Colletes gigas, 1650 nucleotides long. RefSeq lists its product as uncharacterized. The coding region runs from base 206 to 1153 and encodes 315 amino acids. The record is from RefSeq and is a predicted model, not a curated record. NCBI's taxonomy places the organism in Eukaryota, Metazoa, Arthropoda, Insecta, Hymenoptera, Colletidae. Gene Ontology annotation, molecular function: chitin binding. The transcript has 6 exons. Gene Ontology annotation, cellular component: extracellular region.
UUUCGGGGGAACACCUUGUUUCGCAUUACGUAUCCACCGCCGUCUCCCACUACCCUAAAGCGGACCCAGGUAUUACCUAGUGGAGGUAACUUUCAGCGAGACACGCUAUAUAAGAGAAUGAAGGACCGCGGCCGGCUAAGAUAAAGCUCGCGUGUUGUCAAUCCGUUCAUCGUGCCGUUGCUCCUCUACCUUCGUCGUCGACAGGAUGUAUUGGCUGUGUCUGACGGCACUGGCUGUGUCUGCUACAGCACAGAGCGCUUAUGAUUUGGACGGCAGAGUCUCCUAUCCUGGCAAAUCGUCCAGCCUAGGACCGCUCUAUGCAUCCGCGGGUCAAGGUUUCCGCGAUAACAGCUACGAGGACAACAUCGUGACACCCACGCCAACGCCUGCAUUCAGAAACCCUAAUCAACAACCUUUGUAUCGUAAACCGACGUUGGAGCAAGGGGGUAUCAGAGUGAACGGACCUCCACGUGGUAUUCUUCGCGGUGGACAGCCACAAAAUCCUGAGGCCGAAGAGCUGGAAGAAAAGGAGGAGCCCGAUCGUCUGACGCUUCUCUUACCGCAAAGUAAAUUCGAUUGCGUGAACAAACAGACCGGAUACUAUGCCGACGAAGACCUAAACUGCGAAGUGUUCCAUUAUUGUCAGGAUAACGCCAAACACUCGUGGAUCUGCCCCGAAGGGUUCACGUUCCACCAAGUUCACCUAAUUUGUAUGCCACCGAGCGGCGACAUAAACUGCAAGAAGAGCUCCCAGUAUCACUUCGUUAACGAAUACCUGUACAAACCACUGAAUUUGGCCGAGGCGGAGACUAAACCAAAUGUGACCUUGAGAUACAGCGAGAGAUAUUUCCCUGCGGACAUCCACGCAGAUGAACGUGAGGUUGGUGACUAUCAGAUCACCCCUUCCUCUGUGCCCAUUCGUCGUCCCACGCCGCCGGUGUAUGCAAGCCCUCAGCCAUCCACAUUGAACAGCAUUCCGCCCUCGGCUCGUCCACAACCAACAGGCCUUCCACAAUUUCGUUUACCGUUGAAUCAGGUGUUUCGUAGCCCCGAGGAAGUGAAUAUUCCCCUGCAACAUAGACGUCCGCAGCCACAGCACCAGCCUGUGAGAAGAUUCCCUCAAGUCCGACCCGAUGAUGAAGAAUACGAGUGAAUCAGACCCGCAGUCGAUCGAUUCGAUAUCUAUCAUUCAUCGUCAUUACUCAUCAUCGUGUUUCAGUUGCUAAUUGUAUUGCUGGAAUAUCAUCAUACACCUCUUGCAUUCAAAUUAAAUCAAGAGAUAAAUCUUCAGAAGUAUUUGUUGUAUUUAUUCGAAUAAAUUAUAGCAGCGUAGUUGUAUAAAUUAAUCGUAGAACAUAAAUUAUUCCAUGCUAUCAUUUUUCAUAUUCCGUAGAGGUCUCUUAAUAUCGUAGAUUGAAAUCGGAUCGAGCCUUCGUCCAAGUUUGUGAUUGAUACUUUGGAAAAGUUGGUAUUAAGUUGUAUUUUCAAGAUGGUUGUGGUUUUAGAGGAACCCGAAUUAAUUCAGUAAUCAUCCCUCCAAUAGUUGUAAAAAGUUACGAUCAGUGAUAAUUAUAAUGAUAUAAUGAAUUUGUACGUACUUCAAGUAUGCUAUUUAACGUGUAAUCUGUAAUUGAUAUUAGCAUAACAGUG